This is a messenger RNA of Cuscuta epithymum, 8518 nucleotides long. The record is from the annotation of a GenBank genome assembly. NCBI's taxonomy places the organism in Eukaryota, Viridiplantae, Streptophyta, Magnoliopsida, Solanales, Convolvulaceae.
GAAUUAAUCAAGCUUCUCCCGGCCUAAGGCCUUUGUAAAAAUAAAAACAAUUCUUUCUCCCUCGCCACCAUCCCAACCUAGCCCUCCGCAUCAGGCGCCGAGGCUGAGGGGCGAGUAUAUCGCCGGCUACACCAUGACACCAAGUGCCUUAGCCAUGAGAACAUGAGAGCCUCAUGCAAGCCGCUCCCUUGAGAACGCACUCCAAAUUCCCUCAUCUAAAAAAAAAGAUGGGGGAUCACUACCCCUCGGCCCCGGAAAGUACCAAGUACCUUCGGAAGGCCCCUUGGUAUUUGGCACUCCAAGUACCAAAUACCAUAAGGAGCCAUCUGGUAGAAGACCAAUAUGAGGAGACCAAUAGGGAUGAUCACGUGAGCGAGUCAGACUAUGAUGGUGGGAAUAUGAUGGAUGAUACACUUGCUGAUGCAUUUGAAGACCCACCUAUGUUUGAAGAUGAAGAAGACGAUAAUAGUGUCAAGUUGUUUUUCCAAGAAUACAGGACAAAGUUUGAAACGGUACAAGUUGUAACUGAUGAAGUCAUAAAUCAUUGUGAUUUUCAUACAGAAACCCCCCAGCCGUUCGAUUUAUCGUUAGUCUCAACACCUUAGGAGGGCAAGAAGAAGAUCAGUCAUGACGUUCAUGCAGCUACUGAGGUAGGUUUGGGUAUUGAAGAUGAGUUGAGAAAAGAUGAUUACAUGCUCCAAGAGAGUGAGGGCGAGUUACAUGAUGUUCAUAAUGAAGAAGUCCCGCUUCACAAGCAAGAAUUCCCUCUUGUACACAUGCACCGGUCCACUCUUACAUGGUUUCAGAUAUGGACUUAUUUGAUUCACUCCUUGAUGACGAUAUUCCUUUUUGUGUGGAGAAUGACAACAUCAUCUGAGAAGUUAUUGAUAAGAACGAUGUUAACGAGAGUUGGGAUGCCUUCAUGGGGAGUGAUACGGAGUCCGGAGGAGAGGUUGUGAAUGUUCAUGAUAUUUGUGAGGAAGAAGAAGACUUUUCUAUGGUACAGUUUGAUUACGGUGUUGCUCCUACUCCUUGCUUGAAGACAUGUUUUGAGCUUCCGGUGAUGCCUAAAGUAACCAAAGUUUUCACUCAUUUUCCCUAUCCACCUGAAGAGGAUGAGAGUUUCAUACUUCACUUCUGCGCUGAUGAGGGUUUUGAAGACCAUAUGCUGCCUACAUGGACUGAAGAAUUUAAAGAUUUGCGACACCUAAUGGCAUUUGUUGAGAGGAAGCUGGAGACAUUGAUUAUUACUGCACCAAUGCAGUCUUUGCUAUUUGAGAGCGUAUGAGGAAGUUGCGUCGGGCAAACGACGUUAAAAAUAUCGCUUCUUGGGAGGCAACCCAAGCUUAUUUCUGCAUUUUUUGUUUGUUUGUUUGCUUGCUUUCAGAAAACCCCCGAAAAAAACCAAAAAAAAAACUCCGGGGUGUUUUUUGGGUUUGUUUUUGUGUUUGUGUUUGUGUGUUUUGUUUUUGCAGCUCAGGGUCUUGCUUUGGGGAUGAUGUGCUGAGGAUCACUUGACUCAGUUUAGUUCUGCACCGACCAGCGCCUUAGGGAAGUUUCUGCAACUCUUAUUAUCGCCUGUUUUGUAAAUGUUGACUUGAAUUGAGAUUGAGCACGUGUGACCCUUUCCUCUUUACCCCUUGUGCAUAGUGCAUUUUUGGUCAUCGAGGGUGAUGCCAAAGUUUAAGUGUGGGGGAGUCAAUUGGGCAUUCGGGUAGUAGUCGUUACAUGUGAUUUUUAGAGUUAGCAUGCACAAGUGUUAGUUGAUAUUCAUAGGAAAUUCAUGUCAAUUUUUUGAAAAUGUUUCUUUAAACUGUGUAUUUGUGAGCUGGCUAGCGUUUGACUAUGCUUUUAAAACAUCUUUGAAGUGUUUAGGCUUAAAUUGUUUGCACUAUAAUCUGGUUGUUGAAAAGAUGAAUGCAUUAGUCACCCAUGUAAUGAAUCAACAAUUUUCCCAAUGACCUGCAUAAGUUCCUUUAGGAGAAGCCACUUUGAGCCUGACCGUUUAUUGAUAACCGAUUAAUUGAGCUUCAUAGCCAAAUGGCCUGUGUUCCUUACCCGUGAAUAUUUCUGACUUAGUCUUGAUGUUUAGGGAACUAGAGGAUUAAUUUGCUAAGUUUAGGGAAUUUGUGUAGGAGCCAUUUUUGGCAUUGUUCCUAUGCCCCAAAUGGGGUAAGAGCAGUCACUUUUUAGGAAUUUGAUACUUUCGAGGAUUGCAAUGUAGGCAUGGAUUCACUUUUAAAUAAAUGAACCUUAAUUGCUAUUUUUCCUUGGUGAGGCCGAGAUUAGAAUGGGGUAAUGUCUUGUGAGAAUCCGAAAGGUGAAAAUUAAUAUAGCUAGACCUCUUACUUUGCGAAAAGGGAAUGGGAGCCCCGGUCAAAAAGCGUAAGAUGAGACUUGGGUAUCUUUCGAAAGAAAUGGCGUUCUCGUGCUAACAUGACAAGGAAAACUAAACAUAAUUAAUGAACUUGGAGGCUAUUAUAAAAAUUUAGCUUUAGUCCUCCACAUACUUCAAGUAUACGUCAAAGCACAAAUGUGCCGCGGCGGUUUAGCUUAGUUGUACACCAUGUCUACUCUUUGCAUAGAUUUAGAUGAUUGUUCCUAAUUUGUGGCCUACUAAGUUCAUUGAUCCUAAGAAUAGCCCCGAAAUUCCCGAAUGCAUUGAGUCUUUGUUAGAAUGUUCCGAACUCUCAAGAAAGGAACUUUUUAUUGUUACCAUUCACCCUUCACCACCAUUUUCACAAGUCCUUCUGAUCGGUAGCUAGUUUAUUUGUGUGUGCUGUCACUACUUUGAUGAUGUUGUGAAUAAUUUUGUCAAAUAUUUUAGCUAGAGUACAAAGAUGUAGUUUAGGGAAGAAUUUUCUUGGUUUAGUCUGCCUAUUCUGUGAAUAUCCCUUUAACUACAUGUGCAUGCUAAUUAUUUUGAUUCCGUGUGGUGAUUAUCGUAAGUCCCGUUGUUCAGUUUGCUUGAGGACAAACAAAAGCUUAAGUGUGGGGGAAUCUGAUAAGUCCAUAUUUAGACAUGCAUUUGAUGCGUGCUGGGAUUGGAUUUUGAUGGUUUUCCUAGAUUUAAGUUGUUGCAAGUCUCAAUUUUAGCUCAAGUUAUGUUUACCAGACGUUGGUUCGAGUUUUGUGUCAUUUGGAGUCAAAAUCGGGAAUUUAGACUUCGGCACCGGCGCUUGAGGAGAAAUCGGGAUGAUUCUAGAAGCAUUCGAGAUUGAUUUAAGAGCUUUGGAGGUUAACGGGAGGUUUACGAUGAAGAUUUGAAUGAAGCUUGAAAACGACGAUCAGGAUGACCUUCUGUCAAUCGUUCAAGCAUAUCUCUCUUUAGAAAUGUCUAAUGUACACUAUUCAAGUUCCAUAUGAAAGCUAACUUCAAGGGCUACAAAUGAUAUGAAGACACCUUUGCGAGAAUAUGAGAAGAAAAAGGUGAAAACAGAUGAUGAAGUCAGAUGAUCUCUGCUGCGAUUUCUGAAAGACACCUUCCACCGUUCUAAUCAUAUCUCUUGAUUGGAUGAUUCAAAUCACAUUCAGCAAAUUGGGGUGGAUAGAGGACUUCAUUAUCUACAACUUUCAUGAUGGAAUCAUUUCCAAAUUUGGAAGUUACGUUGGCACGAUCGUGCCCUCAAAGUCAGGCACGAUCGUGCGUGAAGAGAUAGCAUCGCGGAGUUACUGCCAGCUAGGCACGAUCGUGCAUGGAGGGAGGCACGAUCGUGUCUGCCUAAAAUGCGCGUUUUUUCUCCGGAGGCAUGAUCGAAGGCACGAUCGUGCCUGCCUCCGGAAAUCUCAAUUCAGCUCAAAUUUGACCCGAUUGUUCUAUUUAAACAGCCUGUAAACUCCCGUUUUGAGGGGGGAGCUUAGAAAGAGUGCCUAUCAUGAAUUUUAGAGGGCUUUUUCAGCCUUGUUCAUCAAUCCUUUGGGAUUCUUUGUAAGUUCCACUUUUUUAAUUAAUCACAAUUAAUUCUUUUUAUUCCGAUUCUAUUGAUUCUUCAAUUAUGAAUUGUGAGUAGUUUUAAUUAGGGAUUUGGGAUUGAUGAAUGAGUUGAUCAUGAUGUAUGGCUAGAUUUUUGAUGGGUUAAUUGCAAUAAUGCCAUUUAAUUUGUGUUUGAAUAAAUUAAUUGAUAUCUUUUGUAACCUAGAUGGCCACUAGAAUUAAUAUUGCUUGUAGAAUAAAUUAAGAGAGAUCUAGUUUAUUCUAGGACACAUUCACACACACUUAAUCGUUCGCUAAGAGAUUAGUAGCGAUUAAGGGGCCGUAAGCUCGCUCGUCUUGGCAAUAUUUUAGGAUCCUGUCGCUUGGUCCCCUAAAUUAUUGUACUCUACGCCACGAGAGCGGUAAGAACUUAGUAAUGAUUAGCUAGGCUCAAUUGAAUUAAUUUCAUGUGAUUAGGCCUGAUCUGCCAGAAAUCUUGUUACCCCGGAAUCAAUCCCUGUUCCCUUCGUCAUUAAUUAGAAAGAACCCCCUAGUUUAAUCGUUUUAUUCGCAUUUUUAUUUUCCAGCAACCAAUCUCGCACGACGCAUUUUUAUUUAUUUAUUUUAAUCACUGAAUUUAGUUAAUCUUUGAUUCCCUUUUGUCCGUCCCUGUGGAGACGAUACUCGUAUUUUUCACCACUUUUCUACAACCAUUUUAAGUGCGAGAAAACACAAAUCAAUGUUUCUAUGCUUUAUACAUUGGGACAAUGUAUCUUAAGUGUGGGGGGUGCAUCUCAAGGGUAGCUAAACAAAUUUUGUGUGCAAUUUUUUUUUAGGAAGCUAAAAAUUGUGUUAUUUCUCUUUUUAAUGGGUAUUUGGUUGAUAAAGUUUUUUUUAUUAUUCACAUAAAAUAUCAUUUUUUUAGAUUUAUUACACUACCUUUUACUCUUGAAAACCACUUCCAAAAAGAACUCUUGUGACUAGGAACACCAUUAUCUUUCAUCCCCAAAAAUGGUUCAAAAAUACAUCUCAAAUAUUCAAAAACCAUUUUGGAACACAAACCACCCUCAUAUCUCAUCCUUAAAAAAAAAGGGAUCAUUUAAAUGACUUUCAGUAGAUGCUUAUUGAGAACCAAUCCAAAUAAGUUUCCUUAAAAAAAAGAGGAACUCAUGAUCUCUCUGAAAAAAAUCGCAACUGCUCCAUCUCCACACUGAAAAGUCAAUACACCAAAAAGCCAUUCUACACUCCCAAAUAACCUCAGUCACGAUCCACUUAUCAAUUCUCAAGAGUAUAAGUAAUUUUUCUAAAUCUAAUGAUAUUUUUUGUGUGUCUAGUAGAAAAAUGGGUUUUGGAUUGAGAACGAAAAAGAGUUUACAUUUUUUUUACCUCUCUUAAAAAUAAAUUUAUUUUUGUACAUAUAUUUUUGUUAAACUAACCAAGGCAUCCAAAGGUUACAACAUUGCUCGAGGACUAGCAACGCUCAAGUGUGGGGGAAUUUGAUAAGCACAAUAAUUACUUAUGUUUUACAUAAGUAAUUAUAUUCAUCUGUACAAACAUGUGAAGAAAAAACAGGUAAAUAUUCCCGAGGGAGCGGAAACAUGAAAUACGGCUUGGAAUAACAAAAAUCGGGUCAAAAGUCAAAAGGGGUCGAAAACCGGCACUUUUGGAUCAAUUUCGGGCAUCAAAGGAGAAAAAGAAACGAAGUACAAAGUUGGGCGCAGGAACCGGCGCCGGUCAUCACACAUCCGGCGCCGGUCGUUGGGAUUUUUUCCUAAUAAACGUCUGUUUCCAACCGGUGCAGAAUGACCGGUGCAUUUUUGCACCCAACCGGCGCCGGACAUGCUGUAAUCGUCGCCGGUUGUUCCGAUUUUCUGCUAAAACAGUCCAACGUGCAAAAGAUUUCUGAUGGGAAAACCCCAUCUUCCUCCAUAUCUGAUCAAAUAUUACUUCCAUACCCGAUUGUUAGGUAUUAAUAGACUAAAAGAUGACAUUCUUUAGCCUAUAUAAAGCCCUUAAUUCAUCAAGCAAUACCAUCCCGAAAAAGUAUUAUACGCGAAAAUCAGAUCACCGAGUCAAAAGUUAUGGCCAAAAUAGUGCAGGACAUCGAAAAGUUUGAAUUUUUAACUUUGAAAAACUUUUCGAAGUUGAGGUUCUCGAGGUUGAGUUUCUCGAUGUUGGACCACGAAAACCUGUUCUCGAUGUUGAAUAUCGAAAACCUUUUCUCGAUAUUGAAUGUCAAAAACCAUUUCUUGAUAUUGAAUGUCGAAAACUUUUUCUCGAUGACUGAAUAUCAAAAACUUUUUCUCGAUGUUGAAUGUCGAAAACUUCUUCUCGAUGAUUGAGUAUCAAAAACUUUUUCUCGAUGAUUGAUUAUCGAAAAUGUCUUCUCGAUGUUGAAUAUCGAAAAAUUUCUUUUCGAUAUUGAAUGUCGAGAAACGUGUUUUCGAGGUUCAAACUGCGAGAAACGUGUUUUCGAGGUUCAAACUGCGAGAAACGUGUUUUCAAUCUUCAAUCCGCGAGAAACCUGUUUUCGAGAUCCAAUCCACCAGAAACCUGUUUUCGAGAUCCAAUCCGCGAGAACCUGUUUUCGAUCUUCUACCUGCGAGAAACGUGUUUUCGAGGAUUAACUUCGAGAAAAUCAAGACUUCGAAAUCAUUAGAAUUGCUAACCAGUUUAGAACAUCGAAUUCUUUGAAAUUUCUAAAAGCUCAGAAUAUCGAAAACUUUAGCUUUGAAAACUUUCAGAACUUCGAAAACUUCUUUAAACUUCGAAAACUGAGAAUAUCGAAAAUCCUUUUAAACUUCGAGAAGCUGAGAAUAUAAAACUUCUUUUAAACUAUCGAGAAGCUAGGAAUAUCGAAAACUCUUUUUAAGCUUCGAAAAGUUCUGAAUAGGGAAAAAUAUCAACUUUCGAGAAAUUUUGAGAUUCAAGAAAACCCAAAGUUCGAAAUAUUCUAAACAUCGAGAAACUCCAAAACUUCGAAAUCUGCAUAACAUCGAAAACUUCCAGCUUCGAAAAUCUGCAAAUGUGAAAUCAAAAAUUUCUUUAGAAAUGAUAUUGCAGGUUGUUGUCAAACGGAUAUCGAUCCGAAUCUUCCAGAAAUCGCUGAAAAAACAUUGAAAACAGAUUAGGCAAACCAAAAUAUCGAAAACUCUUUUUUUCGAAUAGGCAGGGCCUUUCUCGAAAAUGGCAGAUCCGAAAAACGCAGAUGGAUUCAAUCUAUUUCACGCCUCGGCUCUGAUACCACAUGUUGAUCCCUAUUUCUAACAAUCAUACAACCAUAAGAAUGAAAGAAGAAGCAAAUAAAUUGAACAGAAAUUUGGUACAUCGUGUAAACCGGCCGCUGCUCUCCCUCUAGAGAGAGCAUGUAAUACCCCGAAAAUUUAAGUGAAAAUUUUGGUUUAAAAAUAAUUAUUGAGGGAUCAUACAACUUAAACUUUAACAUAUGACAGAGGUUACAAUUUAUCUUUAUGAUUAGUAUGUUACCAAGAUAAUAUUUGGACUUAAAUAAAAGUUGCAUUCUAAAAGAUUACUUCAAAAUAUUAGUUAAUAAUAUGUGAAAUUUUAUACAGUAAAUACUAAAUAGCACACACAAACAAAUAAUAAUGUUAACUUUUCUAAGUAAUAAUACUACUAAGGACUCGUACGCACACAUACUUCGUAUAUGUUCACAUCUAUAGAAACUUAUUAUGCCUACACUCAAAUACCUCAAACCUAGGGCUGGGGAAAAAAACCGAAAUGCCGAAAUACCGCAUUUACCGUAUCGAAAAAAACCAAAUUUACCGAAAUUUUCGGUAUACCGAAGAAUUCGGUACGGUAUGGUAUCAUACCGAUACAUUGCGGUACGGUAACGGUAAGCACUUUGAAAAUUUUCGGUAUUUCGGUAUAUACCGAAAUACCGUAUAUAUAUGAUUAUACAUUUAUACUCAAUAAUUAUUUAAUGUUCAUGUCUCUUGGGCUUUGGGCGGCCCAACCCAUCCUUCGUAUAAGGAGAAAGCUCUUAUUCUAAAGCCUGGGUCUUGGCUGACUAGCAACUCGCUAACCCUACUUUCUCAGCUUUGUUUUUCAAAGAGGUUGAGUCUCCUUCGAUGAAGAAUAAGGUCAUCCAUGUUCUCAUCUCUCAAGGGUUUUCCAAGAAGCUCAAAGGAUAGAGGUGAUGAAACUAGCAAAUGGCAGAAGGAUACCCCAACAACAUUAAGGUGGCAGAAACAACUCAAGUAUUUCCUAUUUCUCAAUCAUAUAUUGAGCAAAGAGGACUUUUCUUACUCCACAGAAGGGAAAACUUGCAAAGGCAUAUAUCUAAACUCCAAUUUCCUAUAUGAAUGCAGAGCUCAAGGAAUGAUCAAGUGACAACCACCAGUUCAUUGAGCAUAUGGAUUUCAAGUUUCAGGCUGCUUCACUGUGUUGCUCUAAUGAAUUUUAAGCUAGAACCCCUUUUAAAUAUAUAUUUGAAUUGAUUUUUUGUAGGAAUUAAUGUGCUUUUAUCCAUGACUUUUUUAAUUUCAUAAACUUGAUUCCUGAAUAGAGCUGAAUGUCAUAUUUCGUGUUUAUAAAUUGGCAUUUAGCUAAUCAGUAGUUAUACAUGAGUUCAUAUUAGUAUUUAUU